This is a messenger RNA of Pistacia vera, 1695 nucleotides long. RefSeq names its product disease resistance protein RPM1-like. Bases 1 to 1695 code for a protein of 564 amino acids. Gene Ontology annotation, biological process: rRNA base methylation; defense response to other organism. The transcript has 4 exons. Gene Ontology annotation, molecular function: rRNA (uridine-N3-)-methyltransferase activity; ADP binding. Lineage: Eukaryota; Viridiplantae; Streptophyta; Magnoliopsida; Sapindales; Anacardiaceae. The record is from RefSeq and is a predicted model, not a curated record.
AUGGAAGGGUAUAAUGUAGUAAAUGGAGGAGAGAAAAAAAUAAAGCAUUAUAGCAGCGCUCACCAAAUACUACUGGUGGGGGAGGGAGAUUUCUCCUUUGCAGCAUGCUUGGCCAAUGCUUUUGGCUCUGCUGCCAACAUGAUUGCCACUUCUCGCGACUCCAGAGAAAUGUUAAUGCAAACCAGAGCAAACUUAAAUUUGAUAGAGCUGAAGGAGCGUGGACGUACAGUUGUGCAUGGAGUAGAUGCCAAUACUAUGAGCUAUCACCCUCUUUUAUGUGGCAAAUCAUUCGAUCGAAUUGUCUUUAAUUUUCUUCAUGCAGGUUUCAUGUACAAGGAAAACAGCUAUCAGCAAAUUGAGAUGCAUCAAAAUCUGGUGAUGAGAGGCUUUCUGAGAAGUGCAAGGAACAUGCUGAAGGAGAAAUGGGAAGUUCAUGUAACCCAUAAAACUUCUAAUCCAUUUGAUAGGUGGGAGAUAGAGAAAUUAGCGGCGGAAGUAGGGCUGUCUUUGGUUGAAAAAGCAAGGUUUUACGAAUAUUAUUAUCCAGGUUACAAAAAUAAGAGAGGCUCUGGGUACAGAUGCGAUGAGAGCUUUCCUGUUGAGCAAUUGAUUGGUUUGUUGGUAAGUGGAACAUCCAACCGUUCAGUAGUUGCAGUUGUGGGCGAAGGAGGACUUGGCAAGACGACUCUUGCUGGGAAAAUUUAUAAGAAUGAUAGAGUGAAAAAGCAUUUCGAUUGCCAGGCUUGGAUCACAGUUGGGAAAGAAUGCACCAAAAUGGAUAUUCUAAGGAAAGCUAUACAAGAAUUUGAGGGUGUGACAGGGCCUACUUAUGGAGAGAUGGACAAAAUGGAAGAGAAUGAUCUGCUCAGCACACUAGGGAGACAAUUAAAAGACAAGUGUUACAUGGUUGUGUUUGAUGAUGUGUGGAAAGCUGAUUUUUGGGGAUAUAUAGAGUAUGCUUUAACUGAGAACAACAAAAGUAGUAGGAUUAUGCUCACAACUAGAAACAAGGGCAUUGUUGAUCUGAUUCCUUUUGUUAAUGUCUGUAGGAUACAACCCUUGCCUUCAGAUAAGGCAUUUGAACUUUUUCGUAGAAAGGCUUUUGGUCCUCAAGGGUGUUGUCCCCCGGAGUUGGAGAAACUGUCUCAUGACAUCCUUCGGAAAUGUGGAGGCUUACCACUAGCAAUUGUUGCCGUAGGUGGUCUUCUCUCAAACAAGGACAAAGCUACUUUUGAAUGGAAAAAGCUACUUGAUGACUUGGGGUCACGGUUUAGAAGAGAUUCUCAUCUAAAAGAUUGCAACAAAGUUUUAUUAGAAGGUUAUUACGGUCUACCUCACCAUCUCAAAUCUUGUCUCUUGUACUUUGGUUUUUUCCCAGAAAGCUACUCAAUCAAUUGUGCAAGACUGAUUCGCCUAUGGAUUGCUGAGGGCUUUGUCCCUCAUUCCAAACGCCUCACAUCUGAACAAGUUGCUGAAAAAUUCUUAAUUGAUCUCAUUAACAGAAGCUUAGUUCAAGUGGUAGAGACAGAUUUCGUGGGAAGACCUAGAUAUUGUCGAGUCCAUGAUCUGAUGCACGAGAUUAUCCUUAGAAAGACUGAAUAUUUGGGCUUCUCUCAUUUUGUGAACAGAGAAACUCAAAUCUCUCUAGCAAAAAAGUCGGCGGUUUCAAUACAAGGAGCACUGAUAGUGUUCUGA